GCCCAGUGAGGCAGCGCCAUAGUCACCGUAGUCCUGGCGACUGUAACCCACCAACAACAACCUCUCGCUCCAUCAUUACCACCUCCUCCACCAUCCUCAUCUCAUCAACCAGUCCACAGCUCAGGCGCCAUGCAGACACCUGAGGCAGGCGCUGACUCCACCUCCACUGUCCCUCUUCAGACCACCGUGCCUGUCCAGCCCACCGGCUCCAACCAGCAGGUGCCUGUCCAGCAACAGGCCCAGACUGUUCAACAGGUUCAGCAUGUUUACCCUGCACAGGUUCAGUAUGUGGAGGAAAACAGUGGCGUCUACACCAAUGGCAACAUAAGAACCUACUCGUACUCAGAGCCGCAACUGUAUAGCCAGAACAGUGGAGGGAGCUACUUUGACACACAGGGCAGCUCAUCACAAGUGGCCACUGUGGUGACAUCUCAUGGCAUGACCAACAAUGGAGGAGGGGGCAAUGGAGGAAUGAGCAUGAAUCUGGCGGGGGGUCAGGUAAUCAGCAGCAGUCCUGGGGCUUACAUCAUGGACAACACUGGACCCCACCCUGCUACUCAGACCGCACGAGCUUCCCCAGCUACUAUUGAAAUGGCGAUUGAGACGCUCCAAAAAUCUGAGGGUUUAUCCAGUCAAAGAAGCUCACUGCUCAACAGCCAUCUCCAGUGGCUGUUGGACAAUUACGAGACAGCAGAGGGCGUAAGUCUACCACGAUCCACCCUCUACAAUCAUUAUCUGCGCCACUGCCAGGAGCAGAAACUGGACCCUGUAAAUGCAGCCUCUUUUGGCAAACUCAUCCGCUCCAUCUUCAUGGGACUCCGUACAAGGCGCCUUGGGACAAGAGGGAACUCCAAAUAUCAUUACUAUGGCAUACGUGUGAAACCAGACUCGCCACUCAAUAGACUCCAAGAAGACAUGCAGUAUAUGGCCCUCAGACAGCAACCUGUGCAGCAGAAACAGAGGUUCAAGCCAGUGCAGAAGUUUGAUGGCUGCUCUGGGGAUAAUUACUCAGGUGGAGGCCAGCCCCAACCUGGUGCAGCAGAGCAGACCGUCAUCGCACAGAGCCAACACCACCAGCAGUUCCUAGAUGCGUCAAGGGCACUCCCCGACUUUGUAGACCUGGACCUGGGACAGAGCAAUACAGAGAACAUCAGCCCAGAGGAUGUGAAAGCUCUCCAGACCCUUUACAGAGAGCACUGUGAGGCUAUCCUGGAUGUGGUUGUCAACCUCCAGUUCAGUCUAAUUGAGAAGCUGUGGCAGACAUUCUGGCGUUAUUCUCCCCCUGACUCUGUAGAGGGUGCCACUGUAACAGAAAACAGCAGUAUAAGUGAGAUUGAAGUGCGGCUCCCCCGGUCACAGCUAUUGGUGCUGUGUAGAAACGAGGUUGUACUCAAAUGGAUGAGCACCUGUGACCAUCUAAUGUACCAGUCCCUCGUGGAGAUCCUCAUUCCUGAUGUCCUGAGACCCAUUCCCAGUGCCUUGACUCAAGCCAUUCGCAACUUUGCCAAAAGCCUGGAAGGUUGGCUCAAUAAUGCCAUGAAUGCCAUUCCACAGAGAAUGAUCCAGACCAAGAUUGCUGCUGUUAGUGCCUUUGCGCAAACACUGCGCAGAUACACAUCUCUGAACCACCUGGCUCAGGCGGCACGUGCUGUGUUGCAAAACACAUCACAGAUCAACCAGAUGCUGAGUGAUCUCAACCGUGUUGACUUUGCCAACGUACAGGAGCAGGCAUCAUGGGUGUGUCAGUGUGAGGAGGGAGUGGUUCAGCACUUGGAGCAGGACUUCAAGGCCACACUACAGCAGCAAAGCUCUCUGGAGCAAUGGGCGGCCUGGCUGGACAAUGUGGUCACUCAGGUGCUCAAGCCUUACGAGCACCGGCCCAGCUUCCCCAGGGCAGCGCGACAGUUUCUGCUCAAGUGGUCCUUCUACAGUUCUAUGGUGAUCAGGGACCUGACUCUGCGCAGUGCUGCCAGCUUUGGUUCCUUCCACCUGAUUCGCCUGCUGUAUGACGAGUACAUGUUUUACCUAGUGGAGCAUCGUGUGGCCCAAGCUACUGGAGAGACACCCAUGGGUGUCAUGGGGGAGUUCGACAGCCUCAACACCCUGUCCCUAAGUAACCUUGAUAAAGAUGAAACAAGUGGGAUGGACAGUGACUUAGAAGAGGACACGGAAGAGUCUGGGGAACCUCUUGCCAAACGAGAGAAGUCGGAGCAUGAGGUGAUCCAGGUUAUCCAGGUCGGGGCAUUAGAGGACGGGUCCCACCCUGUGGUGGGUGUCGUCCAGCCAGGUGUCCUCCACUCGCUGCCCCAGCCCCCGCAGGACCACACUGAGCACAUCCUAACCCCCUCUGCUGGUACUCCCACCAUCCGCCACUGCAGCACCACAGGCAACACCUAUGCCUCCGUUUGAGGGUCUGAGGGCACGGCUAACCUUGUCAGGCCUAUUUUUGCUCACUCGCCACAUAUCUUUCUCGCUGUAAGUCUAGAUGUAUCCGUCUUUUUCAUGUAUUGUCUCUGUCUGCAAUUGUGUAGACAAGCUCUCCAAUCCCUAUCUAGCCCGGUCAGUGGGGGAGUGCUGAAAUGAUGAUACUCUGGCCAAGAUGUGCUGUCCGUGUCUGACUGCUUAGAUUCUAGAUGUGCUGUCAUCCCAUAAGUCUCUGUGCUCUAUCACAAUGCGGCAGCUGGAGGAGAAGGACUAAUUUGACCCAUUAAAUGUUUCCUGCCUAGGUAUGACUUAAAGCCUCUGUCUGUCUAUAAAGACAGGUUUUAUCUUGAAGGAAAAUUAAACUCCUUCAAACUACUGAUGUCUCAGAGCUCAAAUCCAUGUCACUAGUCCCAGUGGAGCAAAGUCAUCGAUAGACUCAAGACCUUUGCCUAUUGUAAAUAGUUUUGCUGUACUUUCAAUUGGUAUUAUCCAAAACUCAUGGUGCUAUCAUUGUUUUGUUUUAAUUCCCUCCUAAUUUUAGUAUGAUUUUUGUCAACAUGCAUUCCACCUGCUGAUAAACGUUUGGCUGAACAAAAUAUUUUGAGUAUUGUAUGUAGCUAAAAAACAAAUGGAUGACUUUCUAUGUAUGUAUGACAUUUGAAAAAGGAUCAUGGGGCAGUUUUGUCUGGUCUGUUCUAAAAAUGAUAUGGUAGCCACCCACUGAUAACCACUUACAGAUUUUAGCCACAGAAAAAGGAAAAAUUAAGAAGUAUCUGUGCUGCUACUCGUGUAUAUAGAAAUGAGAUUGAGAAGACCGGCUGUACAAAACCACUUCCUCAAUGCUAGCUUUUCUAUGCACUCCGUGCAUAACACUUGCCUUUGUUAAUUUUAGAUGCUCUUCAGUGUGGUUUACACAACAAGCUGUAAUUGUUAAUUGUGUAAUGUUACUGGACAACUUACACCCCCCCCACCCCCCCACCCCCCCCUCCCGUUUUUUGCAGUUCCUGUCUUUUAAUGAAAUUCACAAAGGACCAAAAAACAAACUUAACAAGAGGAAGCUGAGAGUGAGCCAUAUGGGCCCACCCAAGAGCUGUUUCCUGUCCCACAGUGCCAUGUUGCAGAGCAGAAGGAAUGUCAGGGAUUUAAUGUACCUCGGCUUUAUCAUAGUGCCUUAUCCUUAAAUGCAGCUGUCCUUGAAGUCCUGACUGUGUGCUGUAGAGAGCCCACAGCCCCUCUGCAUUGUCCCAGCCACAGAUUUGGCUUUCUGGUGACUCGUGGCUGGAUUUGGGCUGGCUCAUCAGUGUUGACACCAAGGAAUGCAGGCACAGACACACCUGUUGUUUUCUCUGGAUCAGCUCUACUAAGCCUAUUACUUAUCUGAAUCAUGGUCUUUAGCCUUGCCCCCUGCCCUCACUCUGCCCUCCUAAGGCCUAUUCUCGCAUUAGCCUUUGUUAUCGGGUGAAGUGUGUGUGUUUGUGUACACGGAUGCAUAGGUCUGCACUGUGUUUUUAUGUGCAUGUGUACAUGUGUAUAUAAGCCUGUGUGUGUGUGUGUGUGUGUGUGUGUGUGUCUGCGUGCUUGUGUGUGUAUGUGUUGGAACACAUCCAUCAGUCACCCUACCUCAAACCAGUGGUGCCAGCCCUUUGACGCGUGCAGCACAGUCACCAAACCUUAUUGCACACACACCACUGUACUGCACAAAUCUCAACGCGAUAGAGAAAAACUGCAUUGCUUUUCUCUCACCUCUGAUACAUUUUCACUUCAGUUUUUAGCCCAUAAAAUGCUUUCAUUCUUUGUUCCCUGUUUAAAGAUCAUCUUUGUACAGUGGACCAAAAGUAGAUAUUUUGUGAUAUUCAAAGAGAUAUAUAGAUAUAUAGAUAUAUAUAUAUAUAUAUAUAUGUAUAGUAUAUAUAAUGAUCAUACACUACAUAUAUUUGUUGCUUUUUAUGUGGUUGAUCUGAUUGUUUAUGUGUGAUUGUUUCUUUUGGUAGCUCCUCUGUAAUUAGUUCAUAGACUGUGAAAUGGAAACAGCAUGGGGACUAACUUCUGAUUCAUUAGACUACAUCUAUACUUGAACUGUUAUAGCCUUCUGUGUUGUGGCGAAUAUUGAGAUUAAUCCUCUAAAUAGGAAGAUUUUGUUACUAAACUAAAUUGUAAUUGUUUUUUUCCAUGCUCUGUGAAAUGGUCUGUGCCAUUUCCCUGCAGAAAUGUUUAUUUAUUGAUAUUUAUUGUAUUUUGUUAUUGUUUAGAUGCCUACCCAUUGUAACACAUUAUAAUGGGUAGUGAUAAUGAAUCAUGAAGUAUACCACUGCAAAGAGCAAACCUACUGUACAGGUGGACCAGAGGUUUUUUUUGUUGAUUUGUUUGUUUAUUGAUUUGUUUUGUUUUUUCCUUUUGUAAGUAAAGUACACUGAUUUAAGGUUUUUGGAAAAAAUGGGUUGGCACUGUGUUUGCUGUAAUCAGUCUGUUAUGUUCUAUUACUAGUCAAAGAUUUCCUUUAGAUACUAGAUGUACACAGGAUAUUUGCCUUGUUUUUGUGGUUGUGCCUGUGUAGAAAACAUGCUUAGCAGUAAAGGAGGGUGGGAAAGUGCAAAUACUGCACAUCAUUUAGGUUACUGGGUCAGCGGACUCUCUCAGAUGUUUUGUUAAAUCAUUUCUAUGACACUUUGGGGAAUCUGAAAAGUAAAUUAUGGCAACCCCAAAGACACCUUCCUCAUUGAUUAAACCUACGGUACAUAUCUCAUGCUGUAGCCUCAUCCUGCUGUCUUGAAAUGUCGGGCUUACCAGAUCUAGGAAUUGAGCACACACAAAUCUGGCUUUCUUAUUAUGUUGCUUUUGAAAAGUCUGCAAGAAGAUGUCAAUUAAUUUUAAGCAGCUGGAAGUUGAACGCCUGAGGCUGUUUGUUUACAUCAGUCGGUGAGCAUAAUGAACUUGGUAUUAAACUGCUGAAGGCAAGUGGGGAGGAAGUAUUGAAAAUGUCCAUCUAAAAAAAUUGAAUGGAUAGCAAAACUUAAGCCCUAGAUCACCUCUUAUACUUUCUCCAGAGCCACACGUAAAUCUGUGUUCGCAUAAUAACUUCCCAGAAAAUCAACUACCCCAUUCCCAAGAGCUCACUUAACUGACUCCAGCACUCACUGAAUUUUUGAGAAUGAAGUUGUAAAAAGUGAUGGCGUUCUAUCUGUGACUUUAAAAUGUUAAAUUAUGUUGUAAAUCUGGGUAGUGUGUACCGAAAUGAAGGUUUUGCAGGACACUUUUUCUUGCCAAUGGCAUUUUUUGGCCAUUCUCUCAAUGAAUGAUUUUUGUUAAAAAAAUAUGAAUCUCAGCUCCCUCGUCAUAUAAAUGAACUACAGCAUUGUAGAUGUAAACUUGUAUUAUUUUGUGCCUGAAGUGAAUAUGGCUUAUAAAAUGUUUUCUUUAAAUCUUUAUUGUGUGCUUUAGGAUCAUAAGUGCUUUCUGGUCUUGCACGUCUACCAUGUGCUGCUAGAAACCUUUCUUUUUUUUUUUGGUCAAUUUUGCCCCUCCCCUUUUUUUUUUUUUUUUACAUUAACGUGCCAGACAGUGAUUUAGCUUUCUGCAACUCAAAGCCUGCCUGGUCUACACUGGAAUGAUGUUAAUGCUGCCAACACAAUUGUACUUUAUUUCUUGGUGUCUUUUAAAUGGAGAAGUAAGAUUGUUUUUGUAACAGCUGUUUGCAAAUGAGCCUGUUUCCAACCAGAAAACAUGAAAAAUAUAAUAAAAUAAAUAAAAAGACAUAAGCUAUUCCUAAACUUGUCAUAGGAGCAAAAGCUAAGAGAUGCCUCUUCACCUGGACAAAAUGGCAGCUUCACUGACCCAUAGCAGACUCCAGUGCCUUUAAUUUCGCCCCGGCCAGAGCAGAUGGCCUGGGUAACUAUUGGGUCUCUGGUGGGCUACAGAUAGAGGCUAUCAGAGCAGACAUUUCAUUGCACAGGUGCUGCCACUGAGAAGACACCGGGGCUGAGGAAGCAUAAAGACCUGUCCUCAGACUGGACUAUUUAUUAUUUACUGGAUGUGACACCACAGACACACACACAUGCAUACUUGAUAGUUUACACACGGUAGAUUAUCUGCAGACUGCUUUUUAUUGUAUAGAACUGGUUAAUGAACAAGGGGAGUUACUGUAAGUAAAAUGCUCUCUUAGGACUUCUUUUCUCAUGAUCGUGAUUUCUUUCGUCGAACGAUAUUUUCUGAAUGCUGUGACCUGUUUUGAGAUUUGUAUUUGGAUGUUUUCAAGUGCCAUUUGACAGUCUAGUGAGUCGUGGCCAUCUGUAGCACGCUCUAAUGCAAGCACAAGCAUUUGGCAGUGGCAUUUGGGGAAGGUUUUUAUUUUCAUUCACCCUAGACAAAAAUAUGUAUAUAUCAAAAACUGAAAAAGGUAUAUUUAUUUGUGUCCUAAUUAUUUGAUUUGUUCUUUUGGUGAACAUUUUAUCAGAUAUGUUGGUUGCUUUUGUGAUUUCCUUUUCGGAUAAUGUAUACUAUCUGAUAUAAUAUAUACACACAAAUUUCAUGUGACUUUCUUUUUGUGUGCCAUUAAGAUUUCUUCUCAAAUUGGCAAGCAAACAAAUGCGUGUAGGGUGAUUUGUAUUGUGUAUUUUACAUAAAAAACAAGGACAAUUGGGGGACUUUUAUAUUUAUAAAGACAUUAUCAUUUAGUGUGUCGUAUUGAUGACUAUAGAAACUAUUAAAGACACAUGUAGUUUGGUUUUCUGAAUAUUUCAGAUCUCAGCUCAGGCUAGCUUCUUAGUGUUGUUUUCUUAAAAUUUGUGACUUGUCUUUGCAGUAAUAAACGUUUUCUUGUUGAAA
Messenger RNA from Micropterus salmoides (largemouth bass), 7245 nucleotides. RefSeq names its product regulatory factor X, 3 (influences HLA class II expression) (gene rfx3). The record is from RefSeq and is a predicted model, not a curated record. NCBI's taxonomy places the organism in Eukaryota, Metazoa, Chordata, Actinopteri, Centrarchiformes, Centrarchidae. Gene Ontology annotation, cellular component: nucleus. Gene Ontology annotation, molecular function: RNA polymerase II cis-regulatory region sequence-specific DNA binding; DNA-binding transcription factor activity, RNA polymerase II-specific. The transcript is spliced from 17 exons. Gene Ontology annotation, biological process: regulation of transcription by RNA polymerase II. The coding region runs from base 130 to 2409 and encodes 759 amino acids.